Maudiozyma barnettii is the source of this 696-nucleotide messenger RNA. RefSeq lists its product as uncharacterized. The transcript has a single exon. The record is from RefSeq and is a predicted model, not a curated record. Lineage: Eukaryota; Fungi; Ascomycota; Saccharomycetes; Saccharomycetales; Saccharomycetaceae. Bases 1 to 696 code for a protein of 231 amino acids.
AUGCAGAAACCAAAACAGUACUCAUCUGAUAUUUCUAAUGAUGCAAACAUGAUGGCUCAUCCAAUGUUCCAGCAUAAUCAGCAGCCACAACAGCAGCCACAACAGCCGCAAUCACAGCAACAAUCACAACCACAACAGCAACAGCAACAGCGACAGAUGAAUCAGGGACAACGUACGAGUUACGACUCAAAUAUCAACAUGGUAAACCCUGUCCCUAUUACAUUCUCUGAUAAAGGUUCCAGUUUCGAGGAUCCAGUAACUAUGCAUGCAAGACUAAAACUUGAUUACAUGAAAUCCUUCCAGGAUGACUCUCAUUUCUAUCCAGAAUUCCCAAAUCCAAAUGUUCCUGUUGUACCAAAUCAAUACAGUUCUCAUCCAUCUAUGAACAAUUUCAAUAAUAUUCAGUUACAAAAUCAAAACCAACCACAACAACCUCAACAGCACAUGUUUAGUUCUGAUCAACAAAGUUCGUUCAAUAGAUCAAACACUCCAAAUAAUGUGAAUUAUCUGCAUCAAAAGCAAUACAAUCAAAAGUUGAAUGACAGGGAAAAUUUAUUAUCCAUAUUAGCGCAAAAGAGCUUAGAAAAGCAACAACAUCAAUUCCAACAACAACAACAUCUAAAACAAAACAAAAGACCUAAUAGUCAACAUUAUUACCAGCAUCAACAACAAGGUGACCCAUACUUGGUUAACUGA